UAUCAUGAUAAAAGACUCGAAUUUAUCAAUAAAGUCUGUUUUUAACGAUGAUGUAGAAUUUCAAUGGGAAUCUAGUUAAUCUAAGGAAUAUAGCACUACUUUAAAAGGAUUAUUCCAUAUUUAUAAAGAAGAGAAGAGUCAUUAUAAACUUUUAGAAGUCUCAUUUAGUUUACCUUAUCUGAUAAAAUAGUCUAGAAAAAAAGUAUAUUAAUAUUUAAGGUUAGGGUUUAAAAGUUCUUGAUAUUACUAAUGCAGUAAUAGAGAAGGUAAGAAACAAUAUAGUGGGAGAAGGAUUAUUAAUUAAGAAAAAUAAUUUAAAGUUUUAUAUGUAUGGUUAGAUAUAGAAAUGGAUUGAAUCAUUGUAGGAAAUUUGCAUUUAAAUUAACUUUCAUGAGGAUUUCUUUUUAUAUAGAUUAAUUUCUAAUAGUUAACAAUCAAAAGUAUAAAUAUUUUUUUUAAAGGCAGGUGUAUUUUGCAGAAGAUAGGAUCACUAAGAUUGAUUAUGCAAUAAAAGUAUUUGAAAAGAAUCAAUUUGAACAAGAAAUUGGAGCCAAGGCUUUGAAACAAGAGAUAGAAAUUUUAAGGCUUUUAAAAAACGAUUAUUUCACUAAACUAUUAAAAACAUAUGAAGGAAAUUAAGCAGUUUAUUUAGUAUUUGAAUAGUAAAAGGGAGGUGACUUAUAGAGGUUUUUAAAAGAAAAUGAUAAUACUUUACCAGAAAAAACAGCAUUUCAAGCUAUAAAAUAAUUGUUAGAAGGAAUAAGUUUAAUGCAUAACCUCAAUUAUAUGCAUCGGGAUUUAAAACCAGAGAAUAUAUUACUGAAAAACAAGGAUUCCUUAGAAGAUUUGAUUAUAAGUGAUUUAGGUUUGGCAGAGAAGGUUAAUAAUGAAAAAAAUUAAUUAUUUACUCUUUGUGGCACUCCAGGUUAUGUGGCUCCAGAAGUCUUAAAGAAAUAACCGUAUGAUUAAAAAGUUGAUAUAUAUGGAAUAGGAAUAAUUCUAUACACAUUAUUAACAGGGAAAAAUCCAUUUUAAUCAAUUAUUAAAGAUGAAACUCUUGAAUUAAAUAUGAUUGGAAAUGUAAAUACAGAUAAGAUAAACUGUUCUGAGUUAGGAAAAGAUUUAUUGAAAUAAUUAUUGUAAUUAUCUCCAAAUAGACGACCUAAUGCUUAACAAGCACUUAGACAUUAAUAUUUUAGAAAUUAAUCUUCACUACAAAUAUUCCCAAAAUAAAGCAUUAUUAUCUCUAAACCAAAGUUUGAUUCUAUUCAUAGUGAAUAAGUCUCUCCUCUAACACCAAAUCUCAAUUUUGAUAAAUUUAAAGCUACUCAAAGUAAAAAUUAUCUUUAUAUUAAAGUUUAACCAUAAUAUCUAAGAUAAGCCACUCCUAGAUUAGAUAUUUAUUAAAAAAAUAAUGCUAAUUUAAUGAAAAAAUUCAGAAAAGCUUCGUGA
Molecule: messenger RNA, 1452 nt
Organism: Paramecium sonneborni
Lineage: Eukaryota; Ciliophora; Oligohymenophorea; Peniculida; Parameciidae
Source: the annotation of a GenBank genome assembly